Apis cerana (Asiatic honeybee) is the source of this 11385-nucleotide messenger RNA. RefSeq names its product Phospholipase C at 21C (gene Plc21C). Gene Ontology annotation, cellular component: cytoplasm. The record is from RefSeq and is a predicted model, not a curated record. NCBI's taxonomy places the organism in Eukaryota, Metazoa, Arthropoda, Insecta, Hymenoptera, Apidae. Gene Ontology annotation, molecular function: phosphatidylinositol-4,5-bisphosphate phospholipase C activity; calcium ion binding. Gene Ontology annotation, biological process: G protein-coupled receptor signaling pathway; phosphatidylinositol-mediated signaling; release of sequestered calcium ion into cytosol.
AUUAAAAAACUAUUUAUAGAUAAUUAUAAGAUCAAAAUAGCGUUAAAAAAAGCACAAAAAUACUAGUGGUAUUACUGAAUAUCAUAGUUCGCUAAAAUCAAUUUGAGCGCGAUAAGCGCACGUGUAAUACGUUCUUUUAUAAUUUGUGAAACAGUUUGAGCGCCUCCUGGCGACGAGGGUAACGGGUGACGGAUGACGGGUGACGGGUGGCGGUGCUCGGAUUUGCUCGGAAUAUCUUCGGUACGGCGCGCGGAAGAAUGUUCUUCUGGACCAAGUGAGUGCGCGAGUGCUCAGAAGUACGAAAACUUUUGCGGUGCAUAUCAAUUGCAAGCUCUUUUUAUCGUGGGACAUAUGUGUUAAACUGUUCUUUUAAUUUUCAUCGCAAUACCAGACAGUGAUUUGGCAAUCCAAUGAUUUGUUUUUUCUUCAAAACGUUUAAUUAACCGGGACUGACGUGUUCACCAAAAACUUUACGUAUCUAUUAUCGGUAUUUAUAAGACGAUAUCUGUCAGAAUUCUGCGACGACGGCGACGACGACGACAUCGACGUUGAAAUACGGUUGCAUCUUUCAUUACGGAUGAUCAAACAACAGUAUCUGUCAAGUAUCCUUCAGGCAGGAUGGCGGGUAAUAAGACAGCAGGUAGUGUCGUGCAAUUUAGACCUAUUGAAGUGUCUCAACAAUUACAAGAGGGAGAAAAAUUCAUCAAAUGGGAUGAGGAUUCUGGUAUAGCAACUCCAGUAACAUUGAGAGUCGAUAAAUUUGGAUUUUACCUGCAUUGGGUGGAUCAACAUAAUGAAAUGGAAAUGUUGGAUAUUGCUAUAAUAAGAGAUACUAGAACUGGAAAAUAUGCUAAAGUACCAAAGGAUCCCAAAUUGAGAUAUCUUGUAACAAUGGGUUCUCAAGAUUCUUUAGAAGAAAAAACAGUAACAAUUUGUUAUGGAUCUGAUUUUGUCAAUAUGAAUUUUAUUAACUUCUGUACUACACGUGCAGAAGUUGCAAAACAUUGGACAGAAGAAAUUUUUCAACUUGCAUAUAAUCUAUCCCUAUUAAACAUCAGUACAACUAUGUUUUUGCAGAAAGCACAUACCAAACUUACACUUGCAGCUGAUAAAUCAGGAAAAAUACCUGUUAAGAAUAUUAUAAGAAUGUUUACGCAAAACAAAGAAGAUCGUAAACGAGUCGAAAAAGCUCUUGAUAUUUCUGGUUUUCCAUCUGGAAAAAAUGACGUGAUAUCGUUACAAAAGUUUCAAUUUGAAGAUUUUUUCAACUUUUAUAAAUCUCUUACUCAACGAUCGGAUGUUGAAAAAGUUUUCGAACGCAUCGUAGGCAAUAAUAAGCGUAGGCUAAUGUCUGUAACUCAAUUUGUUGACUUUUUGAAUAAAACUCAAAGGGAUCCGCGUUUAAACGAAAUAUUGUAUCCUUAUGCAAAUGAGGCAAGAGCGAAGGAUAUUAUAAGUCAAUAUGAACCAAAUAAAUAUAAUGCAAAUCGGGGUCAGCUAAGUUUCGAUGGAUUUUUGAGAUAUUUGAUGAGUGAGGAUAACCCAAUCGUGGCUUUAUCGAAACUUGAAUUAUCAGAUGACAUGGACCAACCGCUUGCGCAUUACUUUAUAAAUUCUAGUCACAAUACAUACUUAACAGGACAUCAACUUACUGGAAAAAGUUCCGUCGAAAUAUAUCGUCAAUGUCUGCUUGCUGGUUGUCGAUGUGUGGAAUUGGACUUUUGGAAUGGAAAAUUUGAAGAACCUGUCAUUGUUCAUGGAUAUACAUUUGUACCUGAAAUAUAUGCACGGGAUGUGAUUGAAGCGAUUGCUGAAAGUGCUUUUAAAACAUCAGAAUAUCCUGUUAUUCUUAGUUUUGAAAAUCAUUGCAAUCCAAGACAACAAGCUAAGAUAGCUCAAUAUUGUAGAGAAUUAUUUGGAGAAAUGUUGUUGGACGCUCCUCUUGAAUCUCAUAAGUUGGAACCAGGACAAGAAUUACCACCUCCGUCUUUAUUAAAACGCAAGAUUAUAAUUAAAAAUAAAAAGAAACAUCAUCAUCAUCAUAAAAAACACAAAAAAAAGCAACAGACACCGGUAACAGAAUUUGAAGAGGAAGCGCGAGAAAAUGAAGAUAAUGGAGUAACAAAUCAAAUUGCGGAGGGAGAAAAUGGACCGCCGCCAGAUAUUGUUUCUCAUGCUGAAGCAGUUGAUAAUAAUGGUCAACAGAUUGGAAAUGGAGAUAUUUCACAUCCUCCGAUGUUACAACAAAGACAAAGCAGCAAGGAUAGUACUCAGGAUGAUGAAGAUGAAGAAGAAGAAUCGACUACAGAAGAGGAUGAAUCGAAUGUGGAGGAUAUUAAAUUAAGAAUGGUUGAUAAAGUGCCUGCACCUGAUAAAGUAGCACCUAAUGCCAAAGAAACAGAAGCUGGAGCAGAAAUUUCAGCUUUAGUUAAUUAUGUGCAACCUGUUCAUUUUAACAGUUUUGAAUCAGCUGAAAAAAAAAAUCGAAUGUAUGAAAUGUCAUCAUUUGAUGAAAAACAAGCUACAACACUUUUAAAAGAAAGGCCAUUAGAAUUUGUAAAUUAUAACAAGCAUCAAUUAUCAAGAGUAUAUCCAGCAGGUACACGUUUCGAUUCUAGUAAUUUCAUGCCUCAAGUCUUUUGGAAUGCAGGUUGUCAGCUGGUUGCAUUAAAUUAUCAAACUCUUGAUCUUGCGAUGCAAUUAAAUUUGGGAAUUUUUGAAUAUAAUCAACGUUGUGGUUAUCUCUUGAAACCAGAAUUCAUGAGACGAAAGGAUCAACGAUUAGAUCCUUUUGCGGAAUCGACAGUAGAUGGUAUUAUAGCGGGAACGGUUCAUAUACACGUAAUAUCGGCUCAAUUUUUAACAGACAAAAGAGUGGGUACUUAUAUAGAAGUAGAUAUGUAUGGUUUACCAGCAGAUACAGUGAGAAAAAAAUUUCGUACAAAAAUUGUUCCGAAUAAUGGAAUCAAUCCUGUUUACGAUGAGGAACCUUUCAUAUUUAAAAAAGUAGUUUUGCCUGAACUUGCUUCAAUUAGAAUUGCUGCAUAUGAAGAAUCUGGACGUUUAAUUGGUCAUAGAGUGCUACCCGUAGUUGGAUUAUGUCCAGGUUACCGACAUGUUGCUCUUAGAACAGAAUGUGGUCAACCAUUACCAUUAGCAAAUUUAUUUUUACACGUAAUUGUAAAAGAUUAUGUCCCAGAUGGAUUGAGUGAACUUGCUGAAGCUUUAGCAAAUCCAAUUAAAUAUCAAAGUGAAACAGAAAAAAGAGAAAAACAGUUGUCAGUUCUUACAGACGGUUCAGAAGAUCCAUCAGAGGAAAUUAAUGAUAAACCCAAAGUUGGUGAAGGAGCAAGUUCUUCUAAACCAACAGAGGAAACAGUCAAAACGAAAAGAUUACAAUCUGUGGGUGAAUUACCACCACUUGUACCACCAUCUACAAAUAUUCAUGGUAGGCCAUCUAUUGCUGGGAUAAAUAUGUCUGAUACACAAGAUAACGAGGAAGGAACUCCUACAUCUACAGUUCAAGUUGUUGAUGCUUCCACAAAUAAAAGUUCAGUCAAUAUUAGUGUGAGCGAUGAAAUAGUGGCCGAAUCUUUAGAAAAAUUAAUGGAAAAUAAACUUGUUCGAGAAAAGAAAAUAGAGCUCGAGAAGAAGCUUGAAUCAUUGCGAAAAAAGCAUGAAAAAGAAAAAUUAAGGAUGCAAACGCAGAAAGGAUCCAUCGAUGGUGAAAAACAUAAAUCGAAAUUUUAUGUGAGCCAUAAAUUAGUGAAGCGAUUGUCAAGUAGAAAUAUAUUUUCAAGUGAAGUAGGAUUGAGUACGUUAGCUUUAGCAGAAACGUCAGAAUGCACAGACAUUGAAAACCGUGAAGGAAAUGGUGGAACUCCAAAAGGAUUACCCAGAAGUCAGAGUGAACGUUUAUUAGCUGUAUGUAAAGCUCAUGUACAACAAGAACGAGAACUUCAGGAAAAGUACUAUGAAAAUUUAUUUGCAACUUUGGAAAAAGUAAUGAAAACUUCUCAGUCCAAUCAAUUAAAAACAUUGAGAGUACUUUUAGAGCGAGAAACUGCCGAUGUUAUGAGAAAACUUCAAGCUACAAGACACGGAGAAGUGAAACAAUUAGCAAAAGUACAUAAAGAUAAAGCUGAAUUAGAUCGUAUGAAGAGGGAGGUUGCAAAAUCAACGGUUGAAAAAGGCGUAAAUGAAUGUACACGAUUAACAAAAAUUUACGAGAAAAAAAGAGCAGAACUCGAACGACAACAUGAAGAAGUUCGACAGAGGUUAGAAGCAGAAAGAGCAAAGGUUAAAGCUACUCUAAUGGCAGAGUAUAGUAGUCGAUGUAGUAAAUAUGAGAGUGGAGAAUUAUCUUUGUCGCCAUCCGGCGGAACUGGUAUGCCGGAGUCACUUAGUGGAAAUACAUAUUGACUGAUAUAGUUUAUAAUUUAAUAUUGAUAUCUCAUGAUAAUAUGAUUUGGAGUAAAACAAAUCCAAGGCAGUAAACUAUUUCUGCCAAAAAUGUGUAUCCAUCUGGAAAGUUGAUAGUAAUGGAUUAUGUGUUGCUUCUCCAUAACAAAAAGGAGUCGCAGUGGCGGUAUAAUGAUAAGUAAUUCAUAAAAUCUACGCAGUUACCUGUGUGUUUUAACUAAAAUAAUUUUAUUCACUAUCAAAAAUGUCUUUUUUGCAAGAUGUGAUGCAGCAUUUAUGAAGUGAUGUAUAAUUUCGAGAAAUAGAAUGUCAUCAAAUAUAAUUAUUAUAUAUACAAAACAUUUGAUAAAUGUUUUGUGUAUAUCGAAUCUCUUUUGCUAAAAAAGACUUAAAUGAUCUGACAAGCAACAUUUUAAUCUGAUGAUUACAGAUAAGUGCGUUCGAAUAUGUGAAUUUUUUUCAUAUGAACCAUUAUGAUAUUUUCUAUUUAUUCAAAGUUCUUAUUUCUUGAAAGAUUAAUAACAUAUGUUGGUCAAAUACAUAUGUUUAAUCGAUUGAUUCUCUCCGUAUGCGGGAACACCAUUUUGAUCUCAACAUGGAAAGUAACAUUGAAACUAUGCGUUUGAAAAGAUAGAAAAUGAGUUUUCCUCUUUCUUUCUACUUUGAUUUGAUGUUACUUACGCACAGUAUUAAACGCACUCUUCUCAUUACAUUCGAGACCAUCGCCGCCAAUGUCGAGAUUCUAAAAAAUUCCGUUUUAAAAGUCAAUGAAAUUUUGGAAAUUGAGAAUAAAGAAUAUAUAGGCGAGGUACACGAUUCUAAAUAAGAAUAAUGUUUCUAAGUGCUACUAUUUAAUCUUGUUAUUAUAUGUAUAAGAUGUUAUUUAAUUAACAAGUCGAUGCUAAAUCGCGUUUCAGGAUACUCGGGUUGUUUAUAAUAUGAAAAAAAUAUGAUUGCUAUAUCGGUCGAACUUUGCUGGACUCGAAAUGUAACGACGAAGGAAGUACUCGUUAGCGAGGAUAAAAUUUUUUUGGCCUAGAAUAAGGAAUGCGGAAAGUUUAUGAUUCGAAUGGGUGUAUGCGUGAUUUGAUAUAUUUUUGACUGAAAGUACUCGUAUAAAGACAUUUUUUGAAUAGUCCGUAUUGUGAAUGAUAAAUGAUGACCGUAUUGUAUAAAGAAAGAGUAUAUAGAAAAUCCAAAAAAAAAAAACUAAGAAGAAAAAACGGAAAUUAAAUAUAAAUAUGAAAUACGUUUCUAGCGUUUUUGUACCGCGCGAUUUCAUGCUGCGGCUAUUUUGAGGCCGGAGCAAAACGAUUGGGGCGAGCCUCUUUUAGGAAGACAAUCAAAAAUGUUACAUCGUAACAUUGUCCUUGUUGUUUCUAAUUGUACGAUAUUUUAAGUAACUCGAUAUUACACAUACAUAUUAUAUAUAUAUAUAUAUAUAUAUGUAUGUAUGUAUGUAUAUAUAUAUAUAUAUUCUUAAUAGUUAUUACAAAUUUAGGUUUAAAAAUCAUACAUUUGCGCAUUGUAAAUCUUUCUCGUGUGAUCCAUCCUAUUAAUUUAUUUCGUAAACAAUCGUUGAGAUACGCCGGAAGUAUCGAAAAUCGCGAGCUUUUACAAAACGUAUUUUAUUGAUGAUUCGUGCUCAUCACCGAUAUUAUCAUAUUACGAUAUAUCAUAUUACGAUAUGCAAUAUGUGUAUAUAUACACAUACGCACACAAAUAUACGUACAUUACAUUAUAAUACAUGCAUGUACGUAAGCAAAGCGUGGUCAAUGCGAAUAAAAAAAAAAAAAGGAGUACCUUUGCGAUUAUAAUACUAUUGUCAUUUAUGUUGUGCCGAGGGGUUACGAGCGGAUCAAUCCCUUCGAUUUGGAGACUGAACUCGAUCCUAAAUCGUUGAUAAACUAUUGUUUAUUGUUGAUCAUUUUUAUCACCAUUUUUAUCGCUUUAUUUAUUUAACAAGGCGUCUUUUAUAUAACGAUGUACGAUUUUCUGUGUGUCUUAUGAGAAUAUUAUUGAGAAUAUUAUUGAAUAAUAUUGAGAACGUUCGCAUAAUUUGUUGGCAUUUAGAUUUAUUUUAUUUCAAACCAAUUUUUACGAAAUUAGAUUAAACGUGUUGCAUAGUUCUAUUUUAUUCAUUCGUUUUACGUGAUUUUAUAUGCACAGUUAUUUCCAAAGAUAAUUUGGCACAAUGUUUGUGAAAUUUUUUUAUUGUAUUUGCAAUUUGGAUAAGUCGAUGCAACCAACGAUGUAUGGAUUGAGUAUAUAUUGUUUUCUCAAGAUAUAGAAUUUUCUGGUAAUAGGUAUGCGAGUGAUUUUAAUUAGUCGAUUGAAAGAGAAUAUGCAUGCGAUUAUGAAGAUAUACCAACGAUAGCGAAAAUUGCAAGAUUGUUCUAUAUAAAUAUGGAGAGAAUGCAUCUUAAAUCUCUCGAAUUUCAUAAUAACCGGUUAUUUAAUUUAUACACAAAAUAUUGCAUUUUUGUUAUCGUAGAAUGAAUAUUUAAACUGUAUGUUGCAUAUCUGGCUGAAAGGGAUCAGUUUAGUAUUAAAUAGUUAAGCAUGUCCAUUUAACUCUAAACAUUCAUCCGAAUGAAAACGAUCGUACACGACAAGUUACCAUUUCCUUAAGUUUAUGAUGAUUUAUCGUGAUUGCAUUUCUCGACAAGUUACCAUCUUUCCUCAUCUAGGAGGAGAAGGAAAAGAAAGAUUGUAUAUUGCGGUGGACUCGAUUGAUGAGAACAUUUAACUCGGGAGAGAAACAGUGAUAAUCUAUUAAAAGAUGAGAUAAUGUAAGUGUAAGCGAAUAUAAUUUAAUUAAGUAGCGGUAGCCAUUGGACUACCUAUAGCGUUCCGACACGAAAGAAAUCAAUAGUACAUUAUGCUAAGUCGUACAAGAUUAUCGGAAGUUUAUAUAUAUUAAUAUAUAUACACACACACAUAUAUGUAAUGUUCGUAUAUAUACAUUAUACAUGUGUCGAUGUUUUUCCGAUCGUUUAGUCGCAACGAUGCACGUCUUUCGCAUCGCUGAUUCUUGCGAUACCAAACGGGUUCAAUAGGUGGGGGAAAAGGAGAUGGGAAGGUGCACCUGGAGACUCUCGCGUUUCAAUAGAAAGCAUUCAAUUCAUUCGAUAGUUUGUCAACAAAGAUACAGAGAUAUCGUGGCGAUGCGUGGACGUGAAUUUCUUUAAACGCUUAUAUAGUCGAUAGCGAAACGUUUUACGUAUAAUCGAAUCGUGAAGUAUCUGUUCCUCGAUUACAAGCGUACCACGAGUCGUGCGAAAUCAUUUCGAUUAUUCGUACUUACAGUUUCGCCGCAAACAUUCUGGUCUCGCGCUUACCGUUGAUAUUUUCUUAAGGCAUGAGUUGAUGUGCAAAAAUUCUCCGAGAUACAAUAUCGAGUCAGGUUCGACUCGCGCGAUGCAUUUCCUUCGAAUAUAUAUAUAUAUUUUUUCUCCAUACUAUACAGAUGUCGCGUAAUUCGCUUGGGACGAACGUCUUUUCGUCCUCUUCCUAUAUUCCUGUAAUAUGCAUAAUGCGUACACACGUUCAUGUCUUCGAAAAAUCAUCUGAAUAUAUACGUUUGUAGCGUACGCGCAUUCGAACAUUAUGUAUAUUACACACAUAAUAUAUAACUAUAAGAAAGAACUAGGCUACGAGGACAAAUAUUAUAUUAAUGUUGAUAUAUUAUGUGUUGUUGCUGUUGAUGUUAUUAAUAAGUAGAAUAGCGAAAAGGUGGCAGUACUAGUAUAGUCGUUGUUCAUAGAUUUAAUGCGACUAAUUUUGUGUUACUCGUGUGCGAUACGUUGUCGCGUAACCUACGUUAAAAAGAAAUCGCGAAACUUGCUGAAUUUUAUCGAACGUCGUAUAACGGCCACGAUUGAUCGAGUAAUACUCUUUAUCAAGAUUUCGAUUAAAAAAGACGCGACAACGGAUACGGAUCAUACGUAGGUACACAUUGCAAAUGUAAAUUGUAGGUAAUAUUGAAACGGCCUAUCAAGGAUCGUGGAGAUUUGGCGUCGCUCACGUUCCUUUCGAAAUCAAUUUCCUCUCGAAAGGUAAUCGAUUUUUUUUCCCGCGAAUUUCGCUGAUACUGUCCAGGCGUCUCGCGCGAAUAAACAAAAUUUCUAUCACGCCCAAUCUUUUUCUACGAUACCGUACAAUUAUUCGGCUUCCGCACAACAAAGAUCUCUUGUAAAACAACGAUUCUUCGUACCUGACUCGAUUCUUCUAUCGGUCUGAUGUUUUCCCGUGGUGAAUGGUUUAUUCCAGAGAAAUGCAAAGCGAGGCGCGAAAUACAAGCAAGUACGAGAGAACGGGACGCUUUUUGAUCGCGUUCAAAUAUCAAUCUUUGAAAACAAGCCGUUCUUUUCAGAUCGUCAAAUUUGUCAAUUCUUCGAUGCUUCGAAUGCUCUUCGAUGUUCAAUGUGAUUUUUCAUUCUAUCGAGCUGAUUCGUCCUUACAGUUUUCUCAAUGGUUAUUUUAUCGUCCACACGAUCUUUUUCUUGAUUAUCGAGUAAAGUGUUUCUAUCGUCAUACGCAUAGAUGAUUAAUCUUGCCAAACAUUAUUACAUCUUGUCAGGAUUAUUCUUGCCUUCCAUUUUAAAACGAUUUAGAGCGUAGUUGGAUGCGAGGACACGGAGCAACGCGAUCAUCACGGCAUCGUAACGAUUAGCUUUGUAUGUUUGAAACAGUUGAGUUGACCGAUAUUUUACUCUCAUUUACCGGUUAUCCUUUGGAAAGCUAUUCGAGCUAAAUUUAUUGUUCCCUUCGUAUCGCGUAAGAAGCAGCGGUAUCGAUCGCCGCGGAAUAUUUACGGACGAUUAAUAACGCUCGAUCCGUUUGCGGUGUGGAGGCAUAACCGCGUUUUUCUUCCGCAAAUUAGAACGACAGCUUGUGUGUCGCGCGCAGUUUGUUUUCCCUCGGGGUUGCUCUCCAUGCCGCGGCACGGUCGAUUCCUUUCGUCGAGCGUCACGCAACAUACCGAGAAAAUGAAGGGUUUCGGCCAUUUGGUCGUCCACGAGUUAUUUCCUCGCCUUUUCCUCGGUUAUUGUUAAUUGGCCGUGCGCACCUAUUAACCGUAAUUUACGAGUCGUUUUCACAUUAGACCGGCCAGGGGAGGAUUAUUCGUCGUAACGUUCUCAAGAUUUUAUCCCGAUACAUAUUUUAAGCUACUUUGCGCAGUCGCCGCGCGUCAAUUGAUUUAACGCGGCAAUUUAAUUUUCCACGAAAAUUCGAUUUUCCGCAAUAUUUCGUAACAACAUACGGCAUGGACACGAAGCAAUCGCGCUCAAACCGUUAUUUCGCUUUUAAAAUUUUAAAAGAUGAGCGUGGGAUUGGAUCGGAUAUGAAUAAGUUGGCCCGAUGUUUAGCGGAUCGGUUUUCUAUCUAGACUUUGAAUCUCUUCACCUCGGAGCUCAAUGUAUUUCUUCAUUAUGAAAGUAUUCGGUGUUCAAUCGUAAAUACAAAAUCCAUUAAACCGUGUCGAUUCUGAGUUUCGACUCUGAUUUACUCGUGCCUUGCCCUCGGCCAUUCUUCGCCACGUAUACGUAUACAUUUCCGUAUCCGACGUUCCAUGAUAUUCUCUUACGGCUGCUAUCGCGUCUGAACGAUCAGGUUCGAAUUCUGCCAUGCCCGUACAAGUAUCACGCGUUAUCUACUUAAUUUCCAUCUUUAAUGGUACAUGUAACAUCCCGUAAAGAUACAUUUAACAGGCGUUUUUUAGGGAAUUGGCACGCGAGGAAAUCAGAAAACAGCCUUGAAUCUGACUGCUCGAAUCGGACGUGGCCAAUCGUCGAUUCACGAGUACGAAUACGAUCUCUGAUCGAUGGCUGGCUGUACGUGCAUACGCGAAAUAUCCGUGCGUAGGUAUUGAUCCAUGGAACGCGAGGUACAACGUGCGGUGUUGAUUCGCAUCGGUCGUGUUCCGUUGUCUUCGCUUCUUUGCGCAAUUAUCCGUGUUCUGUGUUCGUCUCUCACGGUGUAUCGAUGUAUCCUCCCCCGCGAUUUAUUGAUAUCGUCAUCGGGAGAUUCGCUUGACGCGACUUCGUUCGUUGAUCUUCCAAGCCAGUCCUCCGUUUUCGCCAAUUGUUCACGCGUCGAUCGACGACGUCGUCGGGGGGAGAGAGGAGGGGGAGGGGGAGGGUGAAAAUUCGCGCAGAUCUUCCGUAACGAUAAGAAUUUUUUAAGCCGUUUUUUACACACGUACGUAUAUACGUUUCAAUAUCUUUCUGUCGAGUCGCGCGCCAUCAUCGCCGCGAGUUUACCGAUUCCCCCUUCGGACUGUUUUCCUAUAUUUCGGGAUAUUUUUCGAUUUCGACGCAUUUACAUUGUUUCUCGCUUGAAUAACAAGUCCAUGUUCUAGAUGUAUAUGCGAUAUACGAGUAACAACGUGGUAGGCAAGCUGCACGUUGAAACUUCGUGUGUGAUCCGUGACAGUCAGUUUCGUGGGAUGUGAUAUGGGGGAAAGCGAAGGGAAGAGUAAUCGCGAAACGUACUAGUAUCUCGAGUCGCUUCCAUUUAGAGUUUCGGUACCGUUCUCCUCGAGAGAAACGAGUAUAGGUAUAUACACGCGAAUUUUGGCGAAUCGCGGAAGCACAAAAUGAUGAAAGUUUCGUCGGGACUCGAGGAAACGUUAGUGUACCGAGACGCGUCGAUGUCGACGGUUAUCUCAACCGAUUUAUAAACUUGGGUGUAUUUUUUAGAAAGAAGCAUUAGUAAAAAUUGUUACUCCCUCUAUGGAUAUCGUAAGCACACAGUAAAAGAAGAAAAAAGAAAAAAAAAACAAAAAUAAUAAAAAAACCCACUUAUACCCGUACGACGAUACACACGCACACACACACACACACAUACACGUACACACAUAUAUAUAUGAGUUUUAACGAUAUUCUAUAAAUGGCUGUACCGUAUUGUAAAAUCAAAGAUAUAGCGUACAAUAAAUAAAAUUUAGUGUUGUAGAAAUGA